Messenger RNA from Colletotrichum spaethianum, 792 nucleotides. Its product is annotated as 2-dehydro-3-deoxy-D-gluconate 5-dehydrogenase. Gene Ontology annotation, molecular function: oxidoreductase activity, acting on the CH-OH group of donors, NAD or NADP as acceptor. The record is from RefSeq and is a predicted model, not a curated record. NCBI's taxonomy places the organism in Eukaryota, Fungi, Ascomycota, Sordariomycetes, Glomerellales, Glomerellaceae. The transcript is spliced from 2 exons. Bases 1 to 792 code for a protein of 263 amino acids.
AUGGCCAGCAUACUGGAAAAACUGUUUUCUUUGCAGGGCCGUGCGGCUGUGGUAACUGGAGGAACGAGGGGCAUUGGCCAGGCCAUGGCAGUAUCACUCGCUGAAGCAGGUUCAGAUAUCAUUCUCAUCCAAAGAGACGAGAGCAACAAAGAGACGAAGAAGCAAGUUGAAGAGCUCGGCAGAAGAGCGACCAUCUACACGGCAGACUUGUCAAACCAAGAGGAAGUAGAAUGCCUGACAAAAAGAAUCCUCUCCGAUGGUCACGAUGUCAGCAUACUAGUCACCUGCGCCGGUAUUCAACGCAGACACCCUGCACACAAGUUCCCCAUGGAUGACUGGGACGAGGUCUUGCAAGUCAACCUCAAGACAGUUUGGACCCUUUGCCGAGACUUCGGUGCUUACAUGCUCACGCAAAGCCCGAAUCCAGUCAACAACCAUCGUGGUAACGUCAUCAACGUGGCAUCGCUCGUAAGCUUCCAAGGAGGCAUCACAGUUCCCGCGUACGCAGCAGCCAAGGGAGGUAUUGCGCAGUUGACUAAGGCGUUGAGUAACGAAUGGGCGAGUCAGGGCGUCAAUGUGAACGCUAUUGCGCCUGGCUACGUGGCGACGGAUAUGAAUGAGGCGUUGAUCAACAACCCCGAGCGGGCAGCUAGCAUUCUCGCUAGGAUUCCUGCAGGCAGAUGGGGUACCCCGGAUGAUUUUAAGGGCGCCACAGUUUUCCUUGCGGGGGCAGGGAGUUUGUACGUCUCGGGUGAAUUGCUAACUGUUGAUGGAGGUUGGAUGGGCCGCUAA